Messenger RNA from Austrofundulus limnaeus, 4114 nucleotides. RefSeq names its product cyclin dependent kinase 14 (gene cdk14). The record is from RefSeq and is a predicted model, not a curated record. Gene Ontology annotation, biological process: protein phosphorylation. Gene Ontology annotation, cellular component: cytoplasm; cytosol; nucleus. Lineage: Eukaryota; Metazoa; Chordata; Actinopteri; Cyprinodontiformes; Rivulidae. The coding region runs from base 422 to 1846 and encodes 474 amino acids. Gene Ontology annotation, molecular function: cyclin binding; ATP binding; cyclin-dependent protein serine/threonine kinase activity. The transcript is spliced from 15 exons.
CUUGGAAGGGCCAACAUCCUGCUCCUGCGGGGCGGGACCAGCUCUGUGACAGACAGGCCUCCCGACCAACCAAAACUCAGAUCCCACCGGAACUCCGCCAAUCCUCGCAUCCAGGGCGGGGUCAGGGGGUCCAAACCACACGGAGAGAGGGAGAGAGAGAGUGUCCCCCCAAAACUGACAUGUAGACUGCGGAGGACUCCGAGAGACUGGGGUGCCAAGAGGAGGGAUACAAGUCCGAGCUGGACUCAGAGACGCUUCGGAACCACUCGGACCCGGCUCCGGGGACAUGCAGCUGCAGAACCGGGAGGAAACCCUGAGUCUGUGAGGCUGAGAGCCGCCGAGGCUCCGCUUGUUUCCCGGGACCAGCAGCCGAGCAGCCGGGCUCGCUUCCCCGCUCCGACCCGCAGCCAGAGCCCGCCCGAUGUGCGACCUGCUGCCGGCCCCCCUGCCGGGCCCCCAGCCCGCCGAGAAGAGGGGCAAGAUGAAGAAGUUGAGGAGAACUUUGUCGGAGAGUUUCAGGAGUAUCGCCUUCAAGAAGGAGGACAGCAGCUUUGAUGAGAUAUGUGUCACAAAGAUGUCCACACGCGGCUGCCAGGGAUCCGACUCUGUCAUCAAGCCCCUGGACACCAUCCCUGAGGACAAGAAGGUCAGAGUUCAGCGCACGCAGAGUGGCUUCGACCCCUUUGAGAAGCCCACCAGUCAGGUGAAGAGGGUCCAUUCUGAGAACAAUGCCUGCAUUAACGCCAAGAGCUCAUCAGCCAGCAAAGAGUCGCCCAAACUACGCCGGCAUUCCAGUCCGAGUUCUCCAACAAGCCCCAAGUUUGGAAAAGCAGAUUCUUAUGAGAAGCUUGAAAAGCUGGGAGAGGGAUCAUAUGCCACAGUUUACAAAGGAAAGAGCAAGGUGAACGGCAAGCUGGUGGCUCUGAAAGUCAUCCGCCUGCAGGAGGAGGAGGGAACACCCUUCACCGCCAUCAGAGAAGCAUCACUUCUGAAAGGCCUGAAGCAUGCUAACAUUGUCCUCCUCCAUGACAUCAUCCACACCAAGGAGACCCUGACUCUGGUCUUUGAAUAUGUGCACACAGACCUGUGUCAGUACAUGGACAAACAUCCCGGGGGGCUCCAUCCUGACAAUGUGAAGCUCUUCCUCUUCCAGCUGCUGAGAGGCCUGUCUUACAUCCAUCAGAGGUACAUCCUCCACCGUGACCUGAAACCACAGAAUCUUCUCAUCAGUGACACCGGAGAGCUCAAACUGGCUGAUUUUGGCCUCGCGAGGGCCAAAUCCGUCCCCAGCCAUACCUACUCUAACGAGGUGGUGACCCUGUGGUACCGGCCUCCAGAUGUUCUGCUGGGAUCCACUGACUACUCCACCUGCCUGGACAUGUGGGGGGUGGGCUGCAUUUUCAUUGAGAUGAUCCAAGGAGUGGCUGCCUUUCCUGGCAUGAAGGACAUCCAGGACCAGCUGGAGCGGAUAUUCCUGGUUCUGGGAACUCCCUCUGAGGACACGUGGCCUGGUGUUAACUCUUUGCCUCACUUUAAACCAGACAGAUUCACCGUCUACAGCCCCAAGAAGCUCCGACAAGCUUGGAACAAGCUGGGCUACGUGGACCAUGCUGAGGAGUUGGCCUCCAGGUUCCUCCAGUGCUUCCCAAAGAACCGGCUGUCAGCACAGGCAGCGCUGAACCAUGAAUACUUCAGCAACCUUCCUCCACGGCUCUGGGAGCUUCAGGACAUGUCUUCUAUCUUCACCGUACCAAAUGUCAAGCUGCAGACAGAGAGCGGCGACAGCAUCCAGGUGUGUUCACGAAAGAACAGCCAGGGAAAGGCUUCAUCUGGGAGCAAACACUGACCUGAGGCGGCAUCCUGCGCACGACUGCCUGACAGGUGGCUGAUGUGKGCAAAAACACCAUGAAUACAAAGACGCUGACAUCCAGAGGAUUCCCACUUCUCUUUAUUUAUUACUUUCAGAAUGUGUGGGUGUGUGUGUGUACGGAAGUGAAUAAGCAUUGGGCAUGUGUGCAUCCUGAACGGUACCUAAGAUUCCAAACUAUUAUUUACACAUUUUGUUUACUUUUUCUAAGGUUCCAAUAAUAAGUUCUGCUGGUCAUUAGAGCAGGAGGACUUUAUCGCAAGUAGAGGUCUCUGCAGMGAAGAAGUGCGAGUUUCUUGCGUGUGGGCAAAUUUUGGGUAAACUAUGAUUGGUUGGAUGGAUUUGUGGGCAUGGUUUGUGUAAAACGUGAUUAGUUGGUUUUAUAUGUGGGUGUGGUUCGGGUACACCACGAUAGGUUUGAUGGACUUGUGGGCGUGGUUUAGGCACACAGCGAUAGGUUGAAUGGAUUUGUGGGUGUGGUUUGGAUAAACUUKAAUUGGUUGGAUGGACURGUGGGCGUGGUUUGGUGCACUGUGAUUGGUUGGAUGGACUUGUGGGCGUGGUUUGGGUAAAUAGCGAUUAAUCGGAUUAACGUGGGAUUGCUAACUUUACAAAUAUUAGUUUAUUUAAUCACAACUCAAGACGUGAAGGUUGUAGGUGCAUGAAAUAAAGGAGGGAUGCGUAACAAUUAGGUUCAGUCAAACCAUCCUAACCUGCCUGGAAAAAYAUUAGUUUCAAAUAUGAAUAUUAAUAUAAGUCAUAAAUUUAGACAGAAACAUGCUAGCCGCACCAAAUUUGCAAUCAUGUUCACAAUAAUUUUACCAUUACUAGUACUUUAUCUUUUAACUUCCCCCCACAAGUCCAUCCAACCAAUCACGGUUUACACAAACCACGCCCACAUCCCAAUCCGACCAAUCACAGCUUACCCAACUGGGCACACACCCAAGAAACUCCCACUUAUUGACUGCAGAGACCCCCUUCUCCUUUAUUGUUGGUUCUAUUGUGUUCUGUGUUUGUAACCAGAAUCCUAUUUAAGAAUGUAUAUUUGUAUGUAUGAUAUACUCAUCCCAAACUUAUAUAAUGGACACCUCUGUAUUGCUUUAGCCAAGACACAUUUCGCAACAAACACACACACAUACACACACAMACAGUGCAGUUGGAUUAAACCCUACAGAAAGGUUUUACAUUUUCUUUCAUUUCAGCUCAGAUUUGUGGAACUGUAGAAACCAGCAGGACAAUAAAAAACGUUGAUGAGGAGGUUGAGGAUGAUGAUGAGAAUGCAGCACAUCCUCUGUUGGCCGUAUUGGAGGUCCUCUGUCUUUGGUAGCUUUUAAAACCCAGCUGGGGWUUUGUUAGUUGUUUUAUUUUUAGGGAACAUUUUGAACAACAGUAAUAUUUUGGUCUUUUUAAAAUUUAAUGAUAUGCUAAAGAUUAAAACAAUUUGAUAAACAUAAUUACGUAUAAAAAAUAAAAUAUUCUUAGCAAAAACUGGUUCUUGUUUCAAUGUUGAGGUUUAGGCUUCAUCCACAUGGGAAAGAUCAACCAAAAAAAAACAUCUUCCUUCUUUCCCUGAUUGUCUACAUUUGGACGGCACCUAAUUAUUUUCUAACUUUUGCAUAAAAUGAUCAAAGAUGGGUAACAGACACAUUUACUGCUGAAGUGGGUUUUGCCUGAACUUUGACCAAAAAAAGGUCAUUUCUGUAGAAAACUGCUGCUGAUCAGUGGACCUCCAUGAUGGUACCAGAUGUGAAUAACAUGGAUUUUUUUAUGUUGUGACUCAAAGCUUUUAUAACUGAAACAKUUUCAGCUGAAAAUAUUGACCGCACAUGAAGAAAGCAUCUAAAUGCAAUAUUGGAUUUGACCACAGCUGUGUCAGCUGUGUGAAUUAACAACACGUGGGCAAUAGCUCAGAAAUUGUGCUUCCAUCUAAGAAUACGAACUAAUGUACAUAAAGGUAAACCACCAAGGCAAUAGGCUGUGAAGGUCUCUGGAUGGUCCUGAUGCAGCCCAGGACAACCCACCUUUGUGUCAGACAGGACCAGGAUCAACAACGGCAACUAUUUGUUCAACUCCUGAGUCAAACAUUGUGACCAUUUGAGUUUCUUUCUUCUGACAAACAGCUGUAAGGAUGAGUGUUUGUGCAGAAGUCUCUGUACGUCCAACAUGGACUCUCGGGCAGAGAUUUGUUGUCACUGAGCUGUGACUGCUGGAGACCCGCUGGCCAACAGGAUCAACUUGUUCAGGUCU